Aspergillus tanneri is the source of this 2901-nucleotide messenger RNA. RefSeq lists its product as uncharacterized. The transcript has 3 exons. Bases 1 to 2901 code for a protein of 966 amino acids. The record is from RefSeq and is a predicted model, not a curated record. NCBI's taxonomy places the organism in Eukaryota, Fungi, Ascomycota, Eurotiomycetes, Eurotiales, Aspergillaceae.
AUGGUGAUAUCAAUGGGCUUGGGCCUCUUGCCCAUGAUCAAAUGCUCGAACUGUGGUAUGGAUGUCGAGAUCUCUGCAAUGGGAGACCAUAUCUGUGCAAAGACUGAUCCAGCUGCAUCGCCUUUGCCUUCAGCGCCUACAGAAGCCGAUGAUAGCAUCAAUAUCAAAAGCUCUGGACGACCAGGUCCUCCUGCACCCAUCAAUCCUUCAAUUGCUAAUCGUCCUUUCUUACGCCCCGACGCCACUAUUGAUCAUGAAUCGACCGCUCUCUCGCCGCUACCAUCCCCGCUUCGCCAGGUACAGCGAAGCCAGACAUCCCCUCUUCCAAUCGAACCGCAGUCCUCGGAAAUUGUCAGCGUAAACUCUGAUAUCCCACCUUUUCCCCUCCCCCGCUCCAUGUCAGCCAAAGAGUCCCACUUCAUGACCAGUCUGAAGGAUGCAAAAUCAGCACCACCAGUUCCUUUGCCACCAUAUGCAAGCUCCAUAGAGCGACAGGAUGUCGACCGGCUUCCCAGCAGUGCACAUCGUCCAUUUGAACUGGACGAUGAAGCCGCCCCACCGCCACAACCAUCGGUGCCGAAAGACGAGCUGUCAUUCUUACCACGGAUCGCACACAAGUAUGUUAAUUCCAUUGACAGCAAAAGCAGCUACAGGUCCUCCUUUGCGAGCUCGCGAUAUGGUGACAAUAAUUCCAAACGCUCGACAGCAAUGUCAGACCAGCGACCUUCGUUCAGUAGUGUGGACCAGCCGUACAAGUACCUUGAGGAGGAUGCACCGCCUGUACCUUCCAUCCAUCAUGGAUCAUUCACUGGCCCGGAAUCCAACAUGCUGCCAUACUCGAAGAAUGGGAACAGGGCAGAGGAUAAAAGCACGUUUUAUUUGGGAUCUUCAGAAGGAACAAACUAUAACGCACACCGCGAGGAGGCACCUUCUGGUUCGCUUCGUGUAUCGUUCCACACCAACUCUGACCGCCUAAGUAGUGUUCGUGGAUCUGCAGAGUUAUUUUUUCGAAGCCCAUCUCAAACCUCCUUUGAAAAGUUCCCUGAUCCUCCUGACCAUUCCGAAGAGCGAGCGGCGUCUACAGCACCCGUGGCUUAUAAACCUUUCAGAUCCCCUACCAACCACGCGCACCCUUCGACCCCAGAGAUAGACCAUGAGGAACAUGAUGACAUCUACAGGAGGGGAUCAGACGCUUCCAUUGAGAGUACCCUGUCUGUAUCCAACUUUGCUCGCGCCUUGGGAUUAGAUAUUUCCGAUCAUACCGUGGAGAAUUCGACAGUAUCUUCCGAUUCGUCACAUUCUGACAUGCGGAGUGGAACCUCGUUUUCCAGCCUCGCAUCGGAGACGAGUAUGUCAAGACGAAAGCCCUCCGACCAAGGACGUCUUGGGCCUGUAAUCGAGGAGCAGCGGAUUGAUACGCGAACGCAACACGCUCUCCAUGCUGGUGACCGCACGGAGAGCCCGGAUGACCUUGUACCCCCUCACAUCCACGACCCGCUUUUCAGUCCUGAUUCUCCCACGGAUCCUGCGAUUCUUCAGGGUAGUGUGUCUCUUGUCCCAGACAAAACCAACAAGGCCCUUCCGGAAAUCCCUCUAAAGGUGCGUUCCGCAACGGGACCAGUGUCUCACACCGCAAAUAAGUCAUCACAGAGCGACAAGACUCUUCCAGAGUUGCCAAGGUCUGCAACUGCACCAACCUUCCAUAUUCCGAAUAAACCGUCACAGAGCGACAAGACUCUUCCUCUAUUACCAAAAUCCCCUGCGGUACCGGUGUCUCAUAUUCAAAACAAAUCAUCAUGGAAUGACGGGGCUUUUGUAGGGUCGUCGAAUUCUGCAAGAGAGCCCUUUUCUCACACUCCUAAGAAACCGUCCUGGGAUGAUCGGAAUGUUCUAGGAUUGCCGAGCUCUAGAAUGGAGCCAACUUCUCACACCCCGAAGAAGCCUUCGCGCGACGGAAGGAUUACCCCGGAGCAGCCAAGAUACGCAACGCAGACAGAGAGUCAUACCUCUAAGACCCCUUCACAAAAUGACAGGACUUUUACAAGUCCCCAGCGAUCUUUAGAACCGGCGUCACAUAUCUCUAGACCGUCCUGGGACGAAAGGGCUUCUCCGGAACUACCUAGAUCCAGAGGGGAACCAGAAUCGCACAUCCCAGUCAAGCCGUCAGGGGGCGACAGAGCUUUGCCAGGCUUACAGGUCUCUCAUAUCCCUAAUAGUCUAUCACAGGACGAGGGGACUUCUCCUAAUUCUGCAACGGAUCCAGCGGCUCGGACAGCGCCGCGCCCGAAAGGGCCUUGCCGGGGCUGUGGUGAGAGGAUCCUUGGAAAGUCUGUGUCUUCUGCAGACGGGCGUCUUACGGGCCGGUACCAUCGGGAGUGCUUUGUUUGCUACCAAUGCAAAGUUCCUUUUCAAACUGCAGAUUUUUACGUUCUGCGCGACCUUCCGUUCUGCGCUCUGCAUUACCACCAGCGUAACGGGUCUCUCUGUCAUACCUGUCUCACUGGUAUUGAGGGACAAUAUGUCGAGACAAACGAACGGCAGGGCCGUGGCCCCGGCGACCUUCGGAAAUUCCACCCCGAGUGUCUUACGUGCCGUACAUGCAAUGUGUUGUUGAACGGGGAGUAUUUUGAGUGGAACGGACAGGUAUAUUGCGAACGAGAUGCUCGCCGAGCUGCGGCAUCUACACCUCCUCCUCGAAUGCGUCGUCCAACAAUGGCAUCACCUCCAAUGGCACAUUCUCGCGGGCCUUCACGAGGACAUCUUCCGCCUCCGGGCUAUCCAGGUCGUGGUCGUGGGGGGCCACGUCUACCACCUCCAGGGGCGUUCAAUGGGCCAUAUGGACCACCACCUGCCGCUCGUCGAUUCCCCGAACGGAGAACCACAAGAUUAAUGAUGAUAUGA